UGGCUCGCAGCAACCACCAUGGACGAACUCGUUCUGACAUAUCAACUAUUACACUGCUACUAACAUUCCUGCUAGUUCAUCUACAUACACGUGAAUUCAUUCUUUUUUUCUAAGUUUUAUAAAAACAUUAAUUAUUUAAUACCAAUAACUGGUGGAGUGGAUUGGGAAUAUAAUUUGGAUUUGACACGUAAACAGGGAGAUUUGGAAGAAAGAAGAACGAAUGGAGUUUGAAUACGGAGGUCGAAGAAAUAAUUGGAGUAAAUGAUUUUAUAAUAAUUGUUGGUUGAAUUCGUUUUAUCAUCUAGUCAAUGAAAUUACGGAAUUGAUAUAUAAUUUUAUUUACUCGAGUCAUACGAUAGAUGUUAAUUUAUUCAGCCAGUCAUUUUAAUGUUAAUUCGUAUCGAGACGUCAAUUAAUAGUUACAUGUUAGUCAAUAUUAAAUUAAUUUAAUUAUAUCUGUUAUGAUUAGUUUUACUGUAAUACUAAAUUUUUUAUUUGUAAAGCGGCUUUGUUCAAUAAUUAAAUUGCCACAUCAGUCCAGUAGUAAUAAAUUAAUUACUUAUUUUGUUUACUCAUCGAUUGUCGCCUCAUAAGUAAUUAUUGAAGAAUUAUCUCUAUCUAUUUUUUUUCAAGUUUAUUGUGUGGUUCAGUACGGAGUAACCCCUCGUCUUGAGUUAAUGAGUUUAGCUGGACAAUAUAAGUGAAGAUAUCUUCAACUUCUCUAUAUAUGAGUCAAUAAUAUAACGAUGGCUUAUGAAUUAUAUCGAGAAAUGCGUGACAAAGUAAAGACCGGACUCAUGAGCGUCAAUCAGAGAAUAUCAUUGCGACCAGAUAAUCCACGGCUUACAACUUUACUAUGGGCCAUAGAAUAUAAUGACAAUGAAUUUAUUGAGUAUUUAUUAAAUCACAAAGAUAUUAAAGUAAAUCUUCAUACCGAAGGCUAUGGCACAGCUCUUCACUAUGCUAUUGAUCUGGUUAACGAUGAUGUCGUUUGUAAAUUAGUCAAUGCUGGUGCGAAUGUUAAUUUAAAAUCUAGAUGCCGUUUUGAUGAUAUUUAUCCUUUGGACAUGGCUGUUGAAAGAAAUCAAUAUCGGAUUGCUCAAUUUCUCAUAAAUCAUGGUGCAACUGUUAAUAAUUCAUCCAGUUUCAUAUCAAGACUAUUGUCUAUUCCUGUAAGACAUGAUAAUGAAAAUCUGGUAAAAUUGUUGAUUGAAAAUUGUCCUGAUGUCAAUGAAAGAAGUGAAUAUUAUGAAUCAUUGCUUAUCAAUGCUAUACGUUGUCAAAGUAAUAAAGUUUUUAGGUAUCUUUUGGAAAGAGAUAUUGAUCCUAAUUCGAGUGAUAAUGUCGCUAAAAUUACACUUUUGCAUAUUGCGGCUGAUAAUAAAAAUGCAGAAGCUGUUGAAUUAUUAUUAAAUCAUGAUGACAUAGAUGUUAACAGAUUAACAGCUAAUAGAAAUUCUGUAAUCGAUUAUGCUUUUUUAAAAGAUAAUUUUGUUAUUUGUAAGAGUUUGCUGCGUGCUGGUAUUGAUUUUAAUAAAGUUAAGGAUCAUUAUUUUGAUGAUACCCGUAAUAACUACCUCGUUAUUUCAUUAAUAAGACAGCAUAUUGUGAAGAUGAAUGCAGCUAAAAUGUAUAAUAUGACUGAAAAAUUAAAUAAUGUUUUAAAUACUAAUGAAUAUGCAAACGAUUUUAGUAAAAAAUGUUAUGAUGAAGUUAAAUUCUUAAAAAUAUGUAAAGUAUCGAAUUCUAGUAUGAGUUUUUACACAAUUUUGCAAGGAAGUGUUCAUAGAAUUGCAAACUUUUUAAUUUAUGCCGACAUUGAUGAUAAUGACAUUAUUUUUGAUGAUCAACUUUUAAUACAACAAUUUCCUUUGUAUGGUGAAAUGAUUUCUUUUAAAUUACACAAAUCAAGACGGCGGAAAAAUUUAUUAAAAAAUUUGUAUUAUUGUAUUUUUGAUAUAUUUAAGAAUAAACUUCCUGAUCUUGUUGUAGAUAAUAUUAUGCGAUACUUCAGUAAUAGAGAAUUAAGACAUUUGAAUGAAAAAUAUGAACAUUCUACUAAAUAAAACUUUAAUAGUUUUAAAUAUAUAAUAUAAGAAAAUACUUGUAAAAUGUAUCAUGAUAAAAUCAUUGAUUAUGU
Messenger RNA from Microplitis demolitor, 2140 nucleotides. RefSeq names its product putative ankyrin repeat protein RF_0381. The transcript is spliced from 2 exons. Lineage: Eukaryota; Metazoa; Arthropoda; Insecta; Hymenoptera; Braconidae. Bases 747 to 2066 code for a protein of 439 amino acids. Gene Ontology annotation, molecular function: protein binding. The record is from RefSeq and is a predicted model, not a curated record.